Messenger RNA from Glossina fuscipes, 1008 nucleotides. Its product is annotated as mismatch repair endonuclease PMS2-like. Gene Ontology annotation, cellular component: MutLalpha complex. The transcript is spliced from 5 exons. Bases 1 to 1008 code for a protein of 335 amino acids. NCBI's taxonomy places the organism in Eukaryota, Metazoa, Arthropoda, Insecta, Diptera, Glossinidae. Gene Ontology annotation, biological process: mismatch repair. The record is from RefSeq and is a predicted model, not a curated record. Gene Ontology annotation, molecular function: ATP-dependent DNA damage sensor activity; ATP hydrolysis activity; ATP binding.
AUGCCAACCAUAAUUUUAUAUACGGAAGAUAUUAAACCCUCCGGAGAAUAUGAUUACAAAUCCGAUGAAGAGGGCGAUAAAACGACUCACUUUGACGACAUGCAAUUAAAGCAAGAAUCGAAUGAUGAGAAUGCAUAUAUAUUGCAAUCUUUUGAUGAACUUGUUCAAAGAGCAGACUGUAAAAUUUUUAGUCCCAAAAGACCUGUUUGUAACUUUGAUGACCAAAAAUCUUUAAGCAACUCCGACAUAAGUCCUGCUAACGACGUUGCUUCAAAGGAUGAUAAUGCCGCUCGAUCCGUAAUUGAACUCGAUGUUAGCGACUCGGAAACUAAAGAACAUUCUAACAUUUCUAGUCUAUUUUUCGUUACUCUUAAAGAAAUCGAAGAUAGCCUCAAGGCUGAGGACGCCCUAAAAUCUGAGAAGGAAAGCAGAGCUAAAUUAGAACGUCUACAUGAGCUGCAACAAGAGAUCUCGAAGUCAAGCUUUGCGCUUAUGGAUGUGGUUGGACAAUUUAACUUGGGUUUUAUUAUAUGCAAAUUAGAUAGCGAUUUAUUCAUAAUCGAUCAGCACGCCACAGAUGAGAAAUAUAAUUUUGAAAUGUUACUACGCACGACACAUUUGCAAUAUCAAAACUUAGCCAUACCUCAAAUGCUGGAACUAACCGCUGUCAAUGAAAUGACGCUCAUAGAAAAUUUACCGGUGUUCGAAAAGAAUGGUUUUAAAUUUAGCAUCAAUUCAAAUGCGCGUCCAACCAAAAAGGUAAGCCUAUUAGGCAAACUGUUUAGUAAGAACUGGGAGUUUGCUAAAGAGGAUAUAGAUAAAUUAAUAUUUAUGUUACAAGAUGCUCCCGAGGGUACUGUAUGUCGUUCCUCGCGCAUUAGUGCCAUGUUUGCUUCAAGAGCUUGCCGCAAGUCCAUUAUGAUAGGAACAGCUUUAAAAAAAUCCACAAUAAAACAACUCGUACAACAUAUGGGUGAAAUGGAGCAGCCUUGGGUAAACUUUAAAUGA